Messenger RNA from Dunckerocampus dactyliophorus (ringed pipefish), 3286 nucleotides. RefSeq names its product gastrula zinc finger protein XlCGF57.1-like. The record is from RefSeq and is a predicted model, not a curated record. Gene Ontology annotation, biological process: regulation of transcription by RNA polymerase II. Gene Ontology annotation, molecular function: RNA polymerase II cis-regulatory region sequence-specific DNA binding; DNA-binding transcription factor activity, RNA polymerase II-specific. The coding region runs from base 97 to 1713 and encodes 538 amino acids. Gene Ontology annotation, cellular component: nucleus. Lineage: Eukaryota; Metazoa; Chordata; Actinopteri; Syngnathiformes; Syngnathidae. The transcript is spliced from 2 exons.
CCGGGCAUCAGUUGAAGUACGCGUGAAUGUCUAUCUGUGUUGCUGAUAAAAGACGUCUGUGAGGUACAUCUUCCCCAGCAGGAUUGGAACUUCAGGAUGGAAAACAUUCAAGAAGAAGAGGAGGAUGUGGGUCCGCAGCCCCUCAACAUUAAAGAGGAAGAGGACGAGUCACAGUCCCCCCACAUUAAACAGAAAGAGGAGGAGCCACAGCCGCCCCGUGUUAAAGAAGAAAAGAAGGAGCCACAGCACCUCAGCCUUAAAGAGGAAGAAAAGGAGCAACAGCCGCCCCACAUUAAAGAGGAAGAGGAGGAUCACAGCAUCAGUCAGGAGGGAGAUCAUCUUGAAGGACUGGAGGUGUUCCCAGUGAUUGGUGUCACUGUGAAGAGUGAAGAUGAUGAAGGUGAAAGUGAGGAGAAGAGAGAGGUGGAGCCUCCAAGCAGCAGCUCAACUCAACACAUGACAACAGAAGCUGAUGGAGACCACUGUGGAGGAUCACAAGCACACAACCUCUUAGCUCCACUAUCAGAUAGUGACGACACAACGUCACACUCUCCUGACACUGAUGAUGAAGACUCUGAAGCUGAUAUGACAUGUCACACUGACAACACACGCUGGAAAUGCUCUCAAUGUGACAAAACUUUUGCUAACAAGGGAAACCUGAAAAGACACAGGAGACUUCACACAGGAGAGAAACCUUUCACCUGCUCAGUUUGUGGUGAAAAAUUCUCUAUGUGGUCAAAAUUGAACGUACACACAAAAACACACACUGGAGAGAAAGCUUUUCCCUGCACGGUGUGUGGGAAAAGAUUCUCUCAGCGGUCACAUUUGAAAGAACACACAACAAGACACACUGGAGAGAAAACUUUUCCUUGCAUGGUGUGUGGGAAAAGAUUCUCUCAAACAAGUGAUUUAAAAAAACACACAAGAAUACACACUGGAGAGAAACCUUUUCCUUGCACAGUGUGUGGGAAAAGAUUCUUUCAAACAAGUGGAUUAAAGAUACACACAAGAAUGCACACUGGAGAGAAAACGUUUCCUUGCACGGUGUGUGGGAAAAGAUUCUCUCAAACAAGUGGGUUAAAGAUACACACAAGAAUGCACACUGGAGAGAAACUUUUUCCUUGUGCAGUGUGUGGUAAAACAUUCUCUCGACAGUCAAAUUUGAACGUACACACAAAAACACACACUGGAGAGAAAGCUUUUGCCUGCACGGUGUGUGGGAAAAGAUUCUCUCAGCGGUCACAUUUGAAAAAACACACAAGAAUCCACACAGGAGAGAAACCUUUUCUCUGCACGGUGUGUGGUAAAGGAUUCUGCCAAACAAGUGAUUUAAAAGUGCACACAAGACGACACACUGGAGAGAAACCUUUUCCUUGCACAGUGUGCGGUAAAAGAUUCUCUCAGCGGUCACAUUUGAGAGAACACACAAGAAUACACACUGGAGAGAAACCUUUUCUCUGCACGGCGUGUGGUAAAAGAUUCUGCCAAACAAGUGAUUUAAAAAUGCACACAAGACGACACACUGGAGAGAAACCUUUUCCUUGCACAGUGUGUGGUAAAAGAUUCUCUCAGCGGUCACAUUUGAAAGAACACACAAGAAUACACACUGGAGAGAAACCUUUUUCUUGCACGGUGUGUGGUAAAAGUGUCUCUCAGAAGGUAUCUUUGAUACGACACACAAGAACACACAGUUUUGCUCAACGUGUGGUCUGAGAUUCACAAAUAGUCCAAACUUGACUGAACACAUAAGAAUCCACACUGGGGAGUAACUUGAAAACUUUACACACUUAACACAAUAAUAAGUAUGAACAAAGACAUUAUUACUCUUGAAAUAAAAGUUGUGCAAGAAGAACGACUGCUAACGUUGCUAACUGACAUGAUGAAAUGUUUGCAAUGUUUGUUUUAUUUUUCAUUGUCGUGCAGUAUUGAGAAACAAACAAGACAGAAGACUGCAGUUUGAGGGAGAAGGGGGCUCCGCUUGUUUAUUAAAUCACAAAUAGGGUUCUAAAUGAUAGCAUCUGAAUUACCAGAACUUUGUCUUUAUUUGGAGUUUAGACCUCCCUCCUCCUACUGCCCGCGGGGCUUUUUGGCAGGAGUAAGGGACACUAAAUAAUGAAAGAAUGUCAAAAAAAAUCAACAGUCUCGUUCUUCAGUCACCUGCCAGUGAUCAGGACAAUGAAUGUCUUCUGGAGGGACUCUUUGUAAUGAGGAGCUUCCUUCGCUGAGACGAGUUGGUGACUUUGCACAUCACAUGUAGGAGGAGGGCGCUCAUCUCACUCCUUCCUUGUUGGCAACCUCCUGGAUGUCAUUUCAGCUCCAACUGCAACCUUCCUCGAAUGCGGCCCUUGGCGAUGGCUCGUCUCAGCUGGAGUGGUCUCGCCCCUCGGAUGUGGCCCUCGGGGUGACGCCAUCUCAGCUGGAACGAUCCCUUUCUAUAGCUGACAGUGUGCCUAAUGCUGGCCUGAUUGCCUGUACAACUUAACUAUUAUUUAGGAGAAACAGGACGCACCCAGAACCUGUUCUCAUUAAAGGUGACUGUGUGUAGGUGGUUCACACCUGCAAAUACUUGGGAGUGCACCUGGAUGAUAAACUGGACUGGACUCUUAACAUGGAUGCUCUGUGCAGGAAAAGACAGAGCCCUCCGUUCUUCUUCAGAAGGCUGUUGCCCUUCAACUUAUGCAAGAAGCUGCUACAGCUACCAGUCUGGUAGGUAGUGGCCUCCUGUAUGCAGUAGUGUGCUGGGGGAGCAGCCACAAGAGGAAGGAUGCCACACGCCUGGAAAAAGUGUUGAGCAAGGCAGGCUCUGUCAUUAGCACUGAGCUGGACCAUCCAACAUCUGUGGCAGAGCAAAGAACAUAGAGGAGGCUGCUUUCCAUCAUGGACAACCAGCAUCAUCAAAUGCACAGCAUCAUCUCCCAACAGAAGAGCAGUUUCAGUGGCAGAUUACUAUCACUGCCCUGCUCCACUGAAAGACUGAGCAGAUCAUCCUCCUCCACGCCAUGUGGAUUUUCAACACAACAGAGGGGGAGCGAUAAAAACUCACACAGGACUGGACUUUUGAUCUAAUUAUUAUUAUUAUUAUGUAUUAUUAUUACGUAUUAUUAUUAUUAUGUAUUAUUGCACUACAAAUUGGAAGUGAACCGUAUUUAUUUAUUUAUACGUAUUCUAUUUACUUAUUUUUUAAUUUUCUUUUCUCUACUGUCUUGCCUUGGUUGUUUUAUUUUGUGACAAAGUGAUUAAGUUUAUUGGGACAUUUUUGGAGUGCUGCUCGAAGCGUGAAUUUCUC